AUGACAACAACACAAGACAUUGUUCAAAAUAGAUCAAUUAGAAGAGCACAACAAAAGUUGGUUCAACUAUUUGAUUCAAUCUCACCAAAAAAUGACUUAGGUAAAAAGGUUUUACUUUUAGGUGCAAUUGGAGGUGGAGUUUAUUCUCUAUUUAAAUUUUAUUCAACUCAAAAUGAAAAUAAAAAACAAUCAGGAUUAAUAGUUGAUAAUAAAGUUCAAUCAAAUGAUAAAUCAAAGAAAAGAGUAACAGUAGAUGCAGUAUUCUUUCGUCGUUUGGGCAAGAUUAUAAAGAUUAUUAUUCCAUCGAUUCGAUCAAAGGAAUUCCUUAGUUUAAUGUUUUUAACUUCAUUAUUGUUGGCUCGUACCAUGCUAUCCGUAUCGAUUGCCGAAAUUGCUGGUAGAAAUGCACAAAACCUCGUCGCCAGAAAAUGGAAGGAAAUGCGUAAUGGUGUCCUCAAAUUUGCCGUCAUUUCCAUCCCUGCCUCAUUUGUAAACUCUGCUCUAAAAAAACGUCUCUCUGAAUAUGUUCACAAGGAAUAUCUUGAAGGUGUAAACUUUUAUAAAGCUUCUCAUCUUGGUGGUUCAAACAAAAUUGAUAAUGCUGAUCAAAGAGUAACAAGUGAUAUUGAACAAUUUUGUAAUUCAAUGAGUAAUCUUUAUACAACAGUAUUUAAACCAGUAUUGGAUUUAAUAUUGUUUACUCAAAAAUUGGUUGGUGUUAUGGGUUGGGGUUCUCCAAUGUUAAUGUUUGGUUAUUUCAUUAUUUCUGGUUUCUUAAAGAGAAUUAUUAUGCCUCCUUUUGGUCGUUUGACAGCAAAACAAUCAGAAUUGGAAGGAAAUUAUCGUACAGUUCAUCAAAGAUUAAUUACCAAUGCAGAGGAAAUUGCUUUCUAUGAUGGUAGUAAAAAAGAAAGAGAAAUUAUUAAUUUAUCUUUUGGUGAUAUUUUCAAACAUACAAGUUAUGUUAGUUAUUUGAAAUGUUUAGUUGGAAUAUUUGAUGGAUUUUUAGUAAAAUAUUGUGCAUCAAUUGUUGGAUAUGGAUGUAUGGCAUUACCAAUUUAUUUAGGAAUAAAGGGAACAAGUGGAAAGGAUUCAACUGAAUUGACCAAGGAUUAUAUUCGUAAUACUCAAUUGAUGGUUGCAUUGGCACAAGCCAUCGGACAAUUGGUAUUGUUGGGCAACAAGAUCACAAACAUGGCCGGUUACACAUCACGUGUAUCCGAGUUGUUAGAGAUGAUCAAGAGUAUCAAGGAACGUGGUAGCAGCACAUUCACCAUCGUCAACGAGGACGAUAUUUCAUCAAACAAUAGCGCCGUCACAACCCCCACCACCACCGACAUUUACAUGGACAAUGACCAACCUGCCUGGCUCCAAGAAUGGCGUCGUCGUUGUGACCAACUUCGUUCCAUCAAGAGAUCGUCGUCAUCUCAAUCGAUGCCAUCGGUUACUGGCGGCGGCAACUUUAUUGAAGGAGAGUUUAUCAAGUUUGAAAACGUGUCGAUUGUAUCACCGGAAGGUAAGCUCCUCGUCACUGACCUCAACUUUGAGGUAAAGCCACACCAAAACGUUAUGAUCACCGGUCCAAACGGUAGUGGCAAGUCAUCACUCUUCCGUAUCCUCGGAGAGUUGUGGCCAUUGCAUUGUGGUACCGUCAUCAAGCCACGCAAGGAAGAUAUCUUGUUUGUGCCACAAAAGCCAUACCUUGUCCUCGGUACUUUGCGUGAUCAAAUCAUCUACCCACACUCUGCCGAAGAUAUGGCUCGUAACGGUAUCACCGACGAAGAUCUUCAACACCUCCUCCAAACUGUCGAUCCAAACAGCACCAUCAUUCGUCAAUGGGCUUGGGAUGACGUCAAGGACUGGUUCACCGCCCUCUCUGGUGGUCAAAAGCAACGUAUUGCCAUGGCUCGUCUCUUUUAUCAUCGUCCUCAAUACGCCAUCCUCGAUGAAUGUACUUCUGCCGUCUCUGAUGAAGUUGAAGGUAAAAUUUAUGAAACUUGUAAAACUCUUGGUAUUACUCUUUUCACUGUUUCACAUAGACAACAAUUACGUGCCUAUCAUGAUUAUCAAUUAUUAUUUGAUGGUAGAGGUGGUUGGGAAUGGACAAAGAUUGAUCAUUCAGAUAUUAAUAAGCCAUUAUCAUACAAAUAA
Cavenderia fasciculata is the source of this 2151-nucleotide messenger RNA. RefSeq names its product ABC transporter D family protein (gene abcD2). Gene Ontology annotation, molecular function: ABC-type transporter activity; ATP binding; ATP hydrolysis activity. The transcript is spliced from 7 exons. Bases 1 to 2151 code for a protein of 716 amino acids. Gene Ontology annotation, cellular component: peroxisomal membrane. Lineage: Eukaryota; Evosea; Eumycetozoa; Acytosteliales; Cavenderiaceae. The record is from RefSeq and is a predicted model, not a curated record. Gene Ontology annotation, biological process: peroxisome organization; very long-chain fatty acid catabolic process; long-chain fatty acid import into peroxisome.